Molecule: messenger RNA, 1624 nt
Organism: Marmota monax (woodchuck)
Lineage: Eukaryota; Metazoa; Chordata; Mammalia; Rodentia; Sciuridae
Gene: Ppp1r42
Product: protein phosphatase 1 regulatory subunit 42
Exons: 9
Coding region: 338-1345 (335 amino acids)
Molecular function (GO): protein binding
Source: RefSeq, a predicted model, not a curated record
ACAGCACCUGCGCCAGGCCACAGGGGACCCUUCCCGCAACCUCGCGAUACUUCCCUCGAGCAGCGGGCUGAACGGGAGCGUCGGGUCGCCCGGCAACUGCGCCGAGGCUGCCGAGGAACCGGAGGCCCGCGAAACUUACCAAACCAGAGGUACUGACUAGACUCGUCUAGCGAGCGGUGAGGUGACCUCCGGGAAGAAGCGUGGAGACGGGGGAAACCCUAGAGCCACGUUUCACAACCUUGCCUGCCAAAAGUUGGAAAUAAACAAUAUCUGAACCUGCUUCUGGACAUGAUAUCAAAACAGAGCUAUUGCUGAGAGUUUGGUUUAUAGAAAAAUCAUGGUUCGACUGACCUUGGAACUAAUUGCCAAAAACAGCAAUCUUAAACCCCGAAAAGAAGAAACCGUUGCACAAUGCCUGAAGAAAUUAACUCAUAUAAAUUUUUCAGACAAAAAUAUAGAUGCAAUUGAAGACCUCUCUUUUUGCAAAAAUCUUAGUGUUUUAUAUUUAUAUGAUAAUCGUAUUAGUGAAAUCACUAACCUGAACUAUGCCACAAAUCUGACCCAUUUAUACCUACAAAACAAUUGUAUUUCAUAUAUAGAGAACCUCAGAUCAUUAAAGAAACUGGAAAAACUAUAUCUGGGAGGCAAUUACAUUGCUGUCAUAGAAGGUUUGGAAGGAUUGGAAGAACUAAGGGAACUUCAUGUUGAGAGUCAGAAGCUUCCCCUUGGAGAAAAGCUUCUAUUUGAUCCAAGAACUCUUCGUUCUCUGGCAAAAUCCCUCUCCAUACUGAAUAUCAGCAACAAUAAUAUUGAUGACAUAAGAGACUUAGAAAUACUGGAGAAUCUUAAUCACCUCACAGCAGUGGACAACCAAAUUAUACAUAUAAAGGAUUUGGAGUUUUUACUGAACAAGCUGGUGAAAUUAUGUAAAAUGGAUCUAAAUGGAAAUCCUGUUUGUAUCAAACCAAAAUACAGGGACAGAAUAAUAUUGGUUUCCAAAUCAUUGGAAUUUCUUGAUGGAAAGGAAAUUAAAAAUGUGGAAAGACAAUUCCUAGUAAAUUGGAAAGCAUCCAAAGAAGCUAGAAAAAUCAGCAAGAAAAGGAACAGUAAAAAUGAGUGUGAAAUCAACUCUUAUAUAAGUAACUUUGAAACAAUGCAUCACAUAGUUCCUGUUUAUUACCCACAGGUGGGUAAGCCAAAAUUAGUCUUUUUCUCCAACUCACAGAGAUUUCUUUUAAAUGGAAAUACAUCUCCAGAAAGCUGCCAAGAAGAUAACACUAAAAUUAUUGAAGAUAUGGGGAAUCUCUCUUUGAAGGAAUCUGAAACCUUGCUAACAAAAAAAUGAUGUGCAUGAAUCUCAUCUUUUCCAUAAUCCAAAAGUAAAAGAAAAUUUGCUGAAAACAAGUAAAUUCAGCUUCAAGUGAUCUUAUUUUUUUAACUUCAUAAAACUUGGCAACAUUUUUUGAGUUUUUAGCUUUAUGAUGGUAUCUUAGUAUAUAAGAGUUUUUUAAUGUGUUGCUUGAUUUGCUUCUUUAUAGAAUCUCAAAUUUUGCUUUCCACGUGUGACAGUUCAAAGAUCUAUUUGCUUUAUUACUCAUUACACACAAUUUACUGGGGAAAUAAA